GACGCCAUGCUCUCCCCAGACACCACAACCCCAACCGCAGCCCAGAUCGUGCGUACGGCGGGGACAGCGAGGAGGAGAUUAUUGUGGUCGACUCUUCCCCACCCUUCCCCAACACUGCCCCUCCCCACCUUCUGAUGGGUGCUAGUCCUUCUCAUUCCCCUCACCUCCCAUGCCAUUCCCCGUCCCUCGUACAGCCCAUCUCGGCUCACUCCCCUUCCUUGAUGCAACCUCACUUGGCUCACUCCCCUUCCCUGCUACAGCCUCCCCUCCCUGCCCACUCCCCCCUGCCCGGCCCUCCUCCCCACCUCUACACCAUGAGCUACGCCUCCUUCCCCGCCGACGACGCCCCACUCGACAUGAGCCUCAAGAGAUCCUCAUCCCCAGAUCGCAGAUAUUACAGUCCUCAUCACUACCCCGCUCCUGCAUCACCGUCUCCCCCACCUCCCCCACAUCAUCCCCUUCUGACGGGUGCAAGGCCCACCAUCGCUGAGGAUGUCGCAGCAAGACUCCCGCCACCCCCGCCAUCCUACAGCGUCGCUACCGCUCAUCUCAGGGAGAAACGCCCCCCCAUCACCGUCCCCGUCAACCCCUCCAUCCCUACAAACAACAACAAUAAUAUCUCCAUGAGCAACCGGAACGGCGUUGCCAAAAGUGAUGGCGGCCGCACCAGACAAGUCGUCGUACGCAGAUCAGCCGCUGGUGCCGUAGACCCUGAGAUCGACGAGCACUUCCGCCGUAGUCUGGGCAAGACCUACCAUCAUAUUUUUGAUGCGGCCGUGACCACACCGUCAGUGGAACCUGCUCCUGUCGUGGCGCCCGCCCCUUCUGCUGCAGCGUCUCCAGGCAGGGACGUACGGCACAAGAAACAGAUCGCUCCUCCGCAGGCUUUGCCUCAGCAGCCGCGUUCUCCUCCCAGAGUGCCUUCCACUGACUCAGUUGACGAUCAUUUUGCGAAGGCUUUGGGGGCGACAUGGACAGAGCUUCAGGCACGUCGUAACGGGACGCCACCACCUCCUCCAAGUUAUUCUUCUGCCACCUCAAGAGUCUCCAGCACAAUCACUCAGCAGUCUCGUCUCGGUGGUUUAGAACCAAACGUUUCUGCGGUCAAGACUGGCGCCGCUAACGGUGUUUUGCGCCCUAACAGUGCCUCUGUGAGCACUGGUCGUUUUAAUGGUAAUUUAGUGAAUGGCGCUCCAUGUUCGCCAGUAAACUCUUUGGCUACGCUAUCUAUUGUCCCUGUAGAUCGUAAUAGUAGCAGCCCAGGUCGCACCUCUCCUUCGGCCUCCACAGCUGCUACUAUCACUCGAGUUGUGACUCCAGCUCGUCUUAAGCUCGAGUCAAACAGUAAUUAUAUUGAACCUGUCAUGAAAUCCCAGCAGAACCCAAAAGAAAUCGCCGGUGAAAAAUCACCUCCCACCUCAAGAUCGUCACCUCCGGGCGACGUGGUAGACAAGCCCAGCGUUGGUCCAGUUUCUACACCCGUUGCCUCCCCGCAGUCAGAGGCCCCCAGUGACAGCGCUGCGACGGAGACUCCGAGACAUGACAAUCUUCCAAGUUCAAAGUGAUUGUGAUGCAUUUUUAACGAUUUAAUUACUGGGACAUCUUGGAAAAUGAAUGCCAGACGAAUGUCGAACGCUUGGACAUCUUACUAAAUGAAUGACAAGCGCUUGGUUAUAUAAUGCUUCUGUUACCACUUUUAUGUUUGGAAAAAUGUGUCUAUCACCCUGAUGGCAUUUCCAUGCUCACUGCGUGAUCUCAAUAUUAAUGGAAGCUUCUUCUUUGUGGCACCUCGCACAUCCUUCUUGUCCUCUUUCAAAUUGUAGUAUAUUUCUCUUACGUAGAUCUUCACUGUCAUAGGCUUCUUUGUACGAUAGAUCUUUGAAAAUGCUUUAUCAUUUUUAUGUAAGGUUAAUAUUAAGUAUUUAUAUUCUUUGUCAGUCUUUUAUGCCGAUUGUAUUAUCUGUUCGGUCAUUACCGGCACACCUAACGUCGUAGGGGGCAUUUGUAGGCGUCGUGUUACGUUGAGCUGCUUUAUUGUGCUUGUCAAUAAUCUUGUAAAUUUUCCCCGAAAACUUCAUCUUUGCAGGCUUGUAUACUUCUAAAAUAUGUGGGGAAUUUGCAUGCUUGUACAGACAUUGUAGCUGAUGGUGCUGGACUUGCGUAGAUACGGGGGGGCUGUUGUCUCUAUUUAGCUCGCCGAUCUUUGUCUUGCACAGUUUUAAUAGAACGUAAAACGUUGUUGGUUUUCUGUAGCACUUUCAAAUUAUGUUUCUUUGUGUCUUUAAAAUUCGGAAAAAUUGUUUAGUCUUUGUUAUGUAAAGUGCGGGUGCAGCGACUGCGUAGGUAUAUCUUAUGAGCACCAUUGAGUGUACUGCUCAGAGCUGAUAGGCUCUCAUCGGUCUCAAGUCUAAAGUUCCUGUGUCUGCAUUCCUUUGGUGAUUAACCUACAGUUAAUCUCGCUGACGUAUCAUAUAGGAGGAUUUUGAGAUGAACGAACUUAUACUCAAUUUAGCGUUUCUGGAACUGUCUUUCUACAAGAAAAGUUUGUAAAAUUUGUAUUUUAAUGGUUUGUAUACUUUAUCCUUGCACUCCAUGAAUUAAUGAAUAAUGUGUUUUGGUUCAAAGCUAUAUUGAAUAUUGAUCAUGUUUACAUUGACUGUUUUUGCCCCUUUCUUGAGUAUGAGUUAUGAGCUCAGCGAGAACUUCACUGAUAAUGGCGCUGUUUGUCAUUGUGUUCAGUUUAUUACUUCAAAAAGAAUGUGAUGCGAUCAUAUUGCUAUGAUAUUAGCUCAUCACAUUCGUUAUAUCUCUAUACCAAAUAUAAGGUUUCGACUAUUGAUGUAUAUGUUUAAUGUUACUGCUUAAUUAUAAAAUAAUACAAA
Messenger RNA from Hyalella azteca, 2882 nucleotides. Its product is annotated as atrophin-1. Gene Ontology annotation, biological process: negative regulation of DNA-templated transcription. The record is from RefSeq and is a predicted model, not a curated record. Gene Ontology annotation, molecular function: transcription coactivator binding. The coding region runs from base 135 to 1565 and encodes 476 amino acids. The transcript has 5 exons. NCBI's taxonomy places the organism in Eukaryota, Metazoa, Arthropoda, Malacostraca, Amphipoda, Hyalellidae.